Messenger RNA from Haliaeetus leucocephalus (bald eagle), 1610 nucleotides. It is a transcript of the gene KCNK1, whose product is annotated as potassium channel, subfamily K, member 1. Bases 26 to 1036 code for a protein of 336 amino acids. The transcript has 3 exons. The record is from RefSeq and is a predicted model, not a curated record. Gene Ontology annotation, biological process: potassium ion transmembrane transport; stabilization of membrane potential. Gene Ontology annotation, molecular function: potassium ion leak channel activity. Gene Ontology annotation, cellular component: membrane. NCBI's taxonomy places the organism in Eukaryota, Metazoa, Chordata, Aves, Accipitriformes, Accipitridae.
GCGGCCCGUCCCCGGCUGCGGGAAGAUGUUGCAGUCGUUGGCGGGCAGUUCCUGCGUGCGGUUGGUGGAGCAGCACCGCUCCGCUUGGUGCUUCGCUCUGCUGGUGCUGGGUUACCUGCUCUACCUGGUGUUCGGCGCCGUGGUCUUCUCCUCGGUGGAGCUGCCCUACGAAGACCUGCUGCGCCAGGAGCUGGGCAAGCUGAAGCAACGCUUCCUGGAGGAGCACGCCUGCCUCUCGGAGCAGCAGCUGGAGCAGUUUUUGAUGCGGGUGCUGGAGGCCAGCAACUACGGCGUCUCGGUGCUCAGCAACGCUUCGGGCAACUGGAAUUGGGACUUCACCUCCUCCCUCUUCUUCGCCAGCACCGUCCUCUCCACCACGGGCUAUGGACACACAGUGCCUUUAUCUGAUGGAGGAAAGGCCUUCUGCAUCAUCUACUCAGUCAUCGGGAUCCCGUUCACACUGCUUUUCCUGACAGCAGUGGUACAGCGCAUCAUUGUAUAUGUCACCAGGCGGCCUGUACUGUAUUUCCACAUUCGCUGGGGCUUCUCCAAGCAGGUUGUUGCAAUCAUCCACGCUAUAGUCCUUGGGUUCAUCACUGUCUCGUGCUUCUUCUUAAUCCCAGCAGCAAUAUUUUCUGUUCUGGAAGAUGACUGGAAUUUUUUGGAAUCUUUUUACUUCUGUUUCAUUUCUCUGAGCACCAUUGGCCUUGGAGACUAUGUGCCAGGAGAAGGCUACAAUCAAAAAUUCCGAGAGCUGUAUAAAAUCGGAAUUACAUGUUAUCUGUUGCUGGGCCUUAUUGCAAUGUUGGUAGUUCUCGAGACUUUCUGUGAACUCCAUGAGCUCAAAAAGUUUAGGAAGUUGUUUUAUGUGAAGAAGGACAAGGAAGAGGACCAAGUGCAUAUAAUGGAACACGACCAGCUCUCCUUCUCUUCCAUCUCAGACCAAGCAGCCUCCAUGAAGGACGAUCAGAAGGCCAAUGAGCCUUUUGUGACUUCCCAGUCCCCAACUUCCAAUGACAGCUCUCUAAACAAUUAAUACAGGGGUACCCAUGCCAUUGUUUUGGUGCAUUUAUGCUACUUACCAUAAGAAAUAGAACGCCUCAUAUUCUUUUUCUGAAAAUAAAAAAGCUGGAAGACUGUGCUGCUUUAACAAGGAUUCAUCACUUCUGACACAGAAAAGACUUCUGGGGAAAAAUGGGGGAAAAAUGUUUUUCCCUGUUCCUUGGGAAUAGGGAAAAAAUGUACGAUGUGGCUGGGAACAUUAGGCCAUUUUGCUUGAGGGAUAAGGAGUUAGGUGUACUGCUUUCAGAGGUGCCAGAGAGAAAGGCUUGCACAAGCAACUUCAUCCAACAUCUUUAGGAGAGUAGGCCUUCACUGACAUCCAACUCAUCUAGUGGCACACCCCAUCUUACAACUGGGUGACAUAGCAAAUUCUGGGAUGUGCACUUUUGUCAGCAGUGUAGUCACAGAUUUAAUCUAAACACACCAAAUAUCUUAAUCUGGAAAACAUUUCCAGAGCAAUAUCUAUAGAUCUGCUGGAGAGGGGAGUAUCUAGAUUGUCCCUCUAUUACCCAGUAACUUGCAGGUGCAAAUAAUAAUUCUAGGAAUGA